UCUGUAAGGGUUUGAAUUUCAUGCCUUUUCAUUUGAAGUAACUUUUUUAACCCCAAUCCUUAUUUCCAUUGAAUUCUUGUUUCAGUAACCCAUUUUUGCAGAUUUAUCAGGAUAAAAAAAAAAAAGGGGGAAAGUGAUUCUGUCCAAGAAAGCUCAAGGAGUCUAAGUUUAGGGUUUUGCUUGGAUUUUGGUUUGCAUAGAGCUCUUUAUGCAUAGGGAUUUUACAAGUCAAUCAUUAUAUUCCUGAAAUUACAAAGUUUGAAGAUUCUCAUUAAUGGAUAAGGAUAAGCCUCACCAUGGAAGUGGGAAUUCACUUCCUCCAUCCGGGAGGUAUGCUGCUUUCUCCCCACCAAAGGGUAGUUUCAACAUGAAACCAGAUCAAUUGGGAACGUCGAAUUUGCCUCCAUUAGCGCCAGGCAGCUCAUCUGACCAGGGUCAUUUUGGUCACAGUGUGCAGUCUGCUAAUCGGUUUAGUCAUGACCUAAGCCGUAUGCCCGAUAACCCGCCUAAGAAUCUGGGCCAUAGGCGUGCUCACUCUGAGAUUCUGACACUUCCGGAUGACAUCAGCUUUGAUAGCGAUUUAGGUGUCGUGGGCGGAUUGGAUGGGCCGUCCUUUUCCGAUGAUACUGAGGAGGACCUACUGUCAAUGUAUCUUGACAUGGAUAAGUUCAAUUCUUCAUCCGCUACUUCUGCUAACCAAGAAUUUGGUGAGUCGUCUAAUAAUGUGCUGGCAGGCGAGUCGGGUUCAUCUUCUGCCAAUCAGUCGGGUGAUAAUGUCGGUACAGUUAUCAGUGAGAAACCAAGAAUUAGGCAUCAGCAUAGCCAGUCCAUGGAUGGGUCGACUACCAUUAAACCGGAAAUGCUCAUGUCAGGUUCAGAAGAUCCUUCGCCGGGUGAUUGUAAGAAAGCAAUGUCUGCUGCUAAGCUUGCCGAGCUUGCUCUUAUUGAUCCAAAGCGUGCUAAGAGGAUUUGGGCAAAUAGGCAGUCAGCAGCAAGAUCAAAGGAACGUAAGAUGAGGUAUAUUGCUGAGCUUGAAAGGAAAGUCCAAACUUUGCAAACAGAAGCUACUUCUUUGUCUGCUCAGUUAACCUUACUACAGAGAGAUACAAAUGGUCUUACUGCUGAAAAUAGUGAACUCAAACUGCGCUUGCAGACCAUGGAGCAACAAGUACACUUGCAAGAUGCACUGAACGAUGCACUGAAAGAAGAGAUCCAGCAUCUCAAAGUGCUUACUGGACAAACAAUGAACAAUGGUGGGGCCAUGAUGAAUUUCCCGCAAUCUUAUGGAGCUAACCAACAACAGUAUUAUGGAAACAACCAAGCCGUUCACACUCUUCUAACGGCUCAACAACUGCAGCAGCUUCAGAUACAUUCCCAAAAGCAGCAGCCUCCGCAGCAGUUUCAACAGCAUCAGCAGUUUCAGCAGCAGCAAGAACAGCUGCAGGCGGCUAACUUGAAGCUUAAAAAUUCUAUGCCGUCCUCUGUUCAGAAAGAUCACGGACAAGAUGCCUCUUCCAUUGGUUAGGCAACAAGAACGUUAAUGUGGUAUUUUCGCGAUUUGUUAAUUGGCCGAGUCUUGGUGUGACUGGUUAGAUUUUUGUAGCUUGGUGACUUUUGGUUAGUCUAUUCUUAGGUGAAAAAAACUGCAUGAUGUGGGUUGCACUAGGAAGUUUAUUUUGUUACUAGUUUGUAUAUUAACUUGGUGAUGUUUUGUUGUUUUAUUCCUGUGAUGCCUAGCGUAUGAUCUUUCUGUGGGUACAACUGGUUUAAUUGAGUUCUUUUGGACUCUCUAUCUUAUGGCAGAUAAUUAUUCCUCCUUUAGGCUUAGACAUGGUGGGCCAGUUCAGCCCGAACAAUCCCUGAACUGGCCAGUUUAUCAUGGGCCACCACGGGCCGGUUUAGGUUCACAUAAAUAUAAUUUUUUGAACCGUCGGGCCGAUUCAGGAUGGUCUGGAACCAAGCUUGGAGAAGUGGCACGUCAAUUUUUUAUCUUUUCGGGUCGGGCUGGGAUUGUUCG
Molecule: messenger RNA, 2017 nt
Organism: Striga asiatica
Lineage: Eukaryota; Viridiplantae; Streptophyta; Magnoliopsida; Lamiales; Orobanchaceae
Source: the annotation of a GenBank genome assembly